Molecule: messenger RNA, 1137 nt
Organism: Dioscorea cayenensis subsp. rotundata (Guinea yam)
Lineage: Eukaryota; Viridiplantae; Streptophyta; Magnoliopsida; Dioscoreales; Dioscoreaceae
Product: proteasome subunit alpha type-1-like
Exons: 2
Coding region: 106-894 (262 amino acids)
Biological process (GO): ubiquitin-dependent protein catabolic process
Cellular component (GO): proteasome core complex, alpha-subunit complex; proteasome core complex
Source: RefSeq, a predicted model, not a curated record
UGAGGAAACGCCGCAGCCCAAAAUAAAAAAGCCCUCUUUGGAAGCUCACACAUCUCAGCAACACGCGACGAAGACGACGGAGCAGCCCUAGAUCGAGCUGUAGCCAUGUUUAGGAACCAGUACGAUACCGAUGUCACGACGUGGAGCCCCGCCGGAAGGCUCUUCCAGGUCGAGUACGCCAUGGAAGCCGUCAAGCAGGGAUCAGCGGCGAUCGGCCUCCGUUCCGCCACUCACGCCGUCCUAGCCACCGUAAACAAGGCUAGCUCUGAGCUCUCAUCCGCCCAGCGCAAGGUAUUCAAGAUCGAUGAUCAUAUCGGUGUUGCCAUCGCCGGCCUUACUGCUGAUGGGCGCGUCCUUUCUCGCUACCUCCGCAACGAGUGUAUCAACCACUCGUUUGUCUAUGAGUCGCCGCUUCCUGUUGGUCGCCUCGUCGUCAGACUCGCUGACAAAGCUCAGGUCUGCACGCAACGUUCCUGGAAAAGACCUUAUGGUGUGGGCCUGCUGGUUGCUGGCCUAGAUGAAUCUGGUGCUCACCUCUAUUAUAACUGUCCCAGUGGCAACUACUUUGAAUACCAAGCAUUCGCUAUAGGAUCACGAUCUCAAGCUGCGAAGACCUUCUUAGAACGGAAAUACGGGACUUACUCUAGGGCCUCUUGCGAUGAACUGAUCAAGGAUGCUCUCUUUGCCAUUAAAGAAACAUUGCAAGGUGAGAAAUUAAUGAGCUCGAUCUGCACAGUGGCUGUUGUUGGAGUUGGAGAACCAUUUCAUGUACUUGACCAAAAGACAAUCCAAGAGUUGAUUGAUUCUAUCGAAACUCGAGAGGAAGCUCCCGCAGCCGAACCAGGAGCCAUGCAGGAGGAUCAGGGCCAAGAUGUUGCACCAAUGGAUAUCUGAUUCAAAGGUUGAGUUCCAUGGUACCAUGAGGGAUUGCAUUGUUAGGAUUUUAUUUUUAUGGUCUCAAACUUUCUAAAUCCAUAAUGGCAACUGUUUUAUUGUUUUGUUUAAUCUUUAGGAAUUUACUGAUGAUGUUGUGUUAAUACUAUUUGGGUAAAACUUUGAUGUUGUUCACUUGGAUGAUUUGGUGAACUAUAGACCCAGAUGCAUUUGAAGGAUGAAAGUUAUGUGUUUGUCUCUGUU